AUGGCUCCUUCCCAUUGGAACUGUAGAAUCCUCCAUUGCGUGCCCCGUGAGAAGCUUUCUUUCAUUCCGUGUACGCAGCAUGAAAGAACUGUAAAUAAGCUUCCUUGGCAACAUUUGAUUUUAGUCCAAUUCCUGAGCGGCGGCGCCACGGUGGUUUCCUUGAGCUUCCCUGCUGAUUCCUCCGGUGAGUUGAAAAAUUACUCCUUAAGUACUUCCGGUGAGUUUGCCGCAGUUUUUUCGGGUUCACUUCACCUUGCAAAUUAUCAUUCUCACUGGUUGUACUACUACCCUCACUGGAAAAUGGCGGCGUCACUUCGCAUUAAUGCCAAUCCCCUGAGCCACCAAAUUCAGUUCCCAUCAAAAUCCUUCUCCAAGCGCUCCCCGAGAUUGGCCGUGGUCCGGUGCGCCGCCGCCACUUCAUCAACCAGGCGCUACACCAUCACACUUCUCCCUGGCGAUGGAAUUGGCCCCGAAGUCGUCUCCGUUGCCAAAACUGCCCUUCAACUCGCCGGUUCUCUUGAAGGGAUUGAAUUUGGGUUUAAGGAGAUGCCCAUGGGAGGUGCCGCCUUAGAUUUGACGGGAGUACCAUUGCCAGAGGAAACUCUCUCCACUGCGCAACAAUCUGAUGCUGUUCUGCUUGGAGCUAUUGGAGGGUAUAAAUGGGAUAACAAUGAGAAACAUUUAAAACCUGAGACUGGAUUGCUUCAGCUCCGCAAAGGUCUGAAGGUCUUUGCCAAUUUGAGGCCUGCUACUGUUUUACCACAGUUAGUUGAUGCUUCGACGUUGAAAAAAGAAGUCGCUGAAGGUGUUGACUUGAUGGUUGUAAGGGAGCUUACAGGAGGUAUCUAUUUUGGACAACCGAGGGGUUUUAGCACAAACGAAGACGGAGAGGAAGUUGGAUUCAACACCGAGGUUUAUGCUGGUUAUGAGAUUGAUCGAAUUGCUCGUAUUGCCUUUGAAACUGCUAGGAAGCGUCGUGGAAAGCUUUGCUCUGUUGAUAAAGCAAAUGUCUUGGAGGCAUCUAUGUUGUGGAGGAAGAGAGUAACCGCAUUGGCUUCUGAAUACCCUGAUGUAGAGCUCUCUCAUAUGUAUGUUGACAAUGCUGCCAUGCAACUAGUCCGUGCUCCAAAGCAGUUUGACACGAUUGUAACCAAUAAUAUCUUUGGUGACAUCUUGUCAGAUGAAGCUUCCAUGAUUACUGGAAGUAUUGGGAUGCUUCCAUCUGCUAGCCUCGGUGAAUCUGUAUGCAUCAAGUUUUCUUCCCCGAUUUUUAUUCCUUAUAGAGAAGUAGCUGAUAGUUCUGUGUAA
Messenger RNA from Oldenlandia corymbosa var. corymbosa, 1308 nucleotides. NCBI's taxonomy places the organism in Eukaryota, Viridiplantae, Streptophyta, Magnoliopsida, Gentianales, Rubiaceae. The record is from the annotation of a GenBank genome assembly.